AUGUCAGUGGAACAUAUACUUGGUGCUAUCAAACUUAGGAUUAAAAGAGGCAUUAAUCUCGCAAUACGCGAUACUUAUUCUAGUGACCCUUAUGUUGUUGUCAAAAUGGAAGAACAGAAGUUGAAAACCGCGUACAUACGGAAAAAUAUUAAUCCAGUAUGGAAUGAAGAAUUGACUCUUUAUGUUAAGGAUGUUGCAACUCCAAUAACUAUGCAAGUUUUCGACAAAGACAUAUUCACUGCAGACGAUGAAAUGGGCGAUGCAUUUAUAGACAUAAGGCCGUAUAUUGGGUGCCAUUUGAUGGGAUUAAAGAGUUUGCCAGAUGGAUGUGUGGUGAAGAAAAUUCAACCAAAUAGGACUAACUGUCUAGCUGAAGAGAGCACAUGCUUUUGGCGCAAUGGGAGUAUAGUCCAACCUAUGAUUUUAAGACUGAAAAAUGUUGAGUGCGGUGAAAUAGAAUGUGAAAUUGAGUGGCGUAAUAUUCCCGGUUGUAAAGGUUUAUCAGGACUAAGAUCUUGA
Arachis ipaensis is the source of this 519-nucleotide messenger RNA. Its product is annotated as protein C2-DOMAIN ABA-RELATED 7-like. The record is from RefSeq and is a predicted model, not a curated record. Lineage: Eukaryota; Viridiplantae; Streptophyta; Magnoliopsida; Fabales; Fabaceae.